AAAAGGCUCUGCAGGCAAGAGGGACUGUGGCCCUGCGACGGCGCGGCCCGGGAUUUGCUGCGCAUCGGGCUCGCUCGUCUGAUCGCUCCUGUCCGCUCAGCCCGACCCCCAGCGCCACCUCGCUCCUCACCCGGAGCACCGCGAUGGAGGUCCCGCCCCGGCUCUCCCAUGUGCCGCCGCCAUUGUUCCCCUCCGCUCCCGCGACUCUCGCCUCCCGCAGCCUCUCCCAUUGGCGGCCGCGGGCGCCCCGGCAGCUCGCCCCGCUCCUCCCUUCGCUCGCUUCCAGCGCCUCCCGGCAGGGGGCGCGCCGGAGCCCGCGCCACGUCACCGCCCAGCAGCCCUCCCGAUUGGCGGGCGGAGCGGCUAUAAAGGGAGGGCGCAGGCGGCGGCCGGAUCUCUUCCGCCGCCAUUUUAAAUCCGGCUCCAUACAACGCUCCACCGCCGCCGCUGCCGCCGGGACCCGCACUGCGCGCCAGCAACCCCUCGCCGACGGCUCCGCCACCAUGGAGGACACGAACGAGUACAGCAACAUAGAGGAGUUCGCAGAGGGAUCCAAGAUCAACGCGAGCAAGAAUCAGCAGGAUGACGGUAAAAUGUUUAUUGGAGGCUUGAGCUGGGACACAAGCAAGAAAGAUCUGACUGAGUAUUUGUCUCGAUUUGGGGAAGUUGUAGACUGCACAAUUAAAACAGAUCCAGUCACUGGAAGAUCGAGAGGAUUUGGAUUUGUGCUUUUCAAAGAUGCUGCUAGUGUGGAUAAGGUUUUGGAACUGAAAGAACACAAACUGGAUGGCAAAUUGAUAGACCCCAAAAGGGCCAAAGCUUUAAAGGGAAAAGAACCCCCUAAAAAAGUUUUUGUGGGUGGAUUGAGUCCAGAUACUUCAGAAGAACAAAUCAAAGAAUAUUUUGGAGCCUUUGGAGAGAUAGAAAAUAUCGAGCUUCCCAUGGAUACAAAAACAAAUGAAAGAAGAGGAUUCUGUUUUAUCACGUAUACAGAUGAAGAGCCAGUAAAGAAAUUGUUAGAAAGCAGAUACCAUCAAAUAGGUUCUGGGAAGUGCGAAAUCAAAGUUGCACAACCCAAAGAGGUGUACAGGCAGCAACAGCAACAACAAAAAGGUGGACGAGGCGGGGCGGCUGGUGGAAGAGGUGGUGCCAGGGGGCGUGGAAGAGGUCAACAGAGCACUUACGGCAAGGCAUCCCGAGGGGGUGGCAAUCACCAGAACAAUUACCAGCCCUACUGAGGAGGACCUGGGAGAAAGCAGGUGUGUGAGCUUACAAGGAAACAUUGGCAAUGUCUGAUUUCAUUUAAAGAUCAAUAGACAAAUGGAAAAGAGUAAACGAUAUAUGUAGUCUUUACUAAAUUGUAAAUUUGUAAUUGCUUUAUGAGCCUGUUUUGCCUAAAGUGUCUAUAGAUCUUUAACUUUAAAGUCUUACCUCACCUUUUUUAGAAUUACAGAAAAACUUAAGAGUUUUUCUGUUUGCUUUGUGUACCAGGAGGUUUAAACUUUUUUUAGAACUAUUAACAGGUAAAGUACUGAAAUGGGUACAACUUAAGGAAAACAAGAAUGUUGUCUUCUGACUCUGACAUUAUACCUUGUUUGUACCCGCCAGCGGGAACUUCAUUGCAGGCCGUGUGUCACCCUGACCACGUCUAUCUCUGGGGGUCGCACGUUGCGGGCAGAGCGCAAGGCAUACACCAGAAAAGGCUGUCCUGUGGUAUGGUCUCUUCCAACUUCAUGUACCAGCGUAAAGAUUAAAAGUGGAAACUUCAGACUUUGCUUCUUUUUAAUCUUUUUGGAGAUUAAGUGUCUAAACUUAACUUAAAUGGUUUUUUGCAGGAGUUAAAGUACAUAAAUGCCUUUUUACAGCUUAAUCAUUUUGGUCUUCUGUUUAGUGUUGUAUUUCAAUUGUGGAGCCUCAUUUUAAGUGUCCAUUCUUUAAGAUUUAAUGCUUGCUUUUUCUUUUUAUAGCUAAUAGUGAAAUCUACAAACCAAAACAAGAACUUUUAAAUCUGGGAUAUAAGUUAAAGAUCAUAUGCACAAAGCAAUUCAUUGUCAUGUUAAUACUCUAAACCUGCCUGAAAUUUGUAUUGGAUGAUAACAUUCUACUUGGCUAGCUAGAGCUAUGCCUCUAGUUGGCCUUCAUCUGCUAGGCCUAUAACUGUGGAAAGAUUACAUUCCUGUGUUCUAAAGUGAAUCCACCUAAUGUCAUUUGGGAACUCCACAGUGAGUUUUUCAAACACCCAAACUACACGUUGUCAAUAAACAUGCAUGUGAUCUUUAAUUGUUGAAGAAAAGAAUAAAGUGAGGACUUAAUUCAUGAAAGUGGACCUUUGCAAACUUGGGAGAGUUGCACACAGCUAAUGGUUGUUUUGUUUUUGUUUUAGGAGGUGUAAAGAAACCAUCUUACAGGACGACAUUGAAGAUUGCUUGAUCUUGUGUUGACCUGAGAUGAUUAUUUUGUAAAAGACUUUCUAGUGUACAUGACACGAUUGUGUCCAACUGUAUAUAGCUGCCGAUUAGUUAUUGUUUUUACUUUGUCCUUUGCUAUCUGUGUUAUGACUCAAUGUGGAUUUGUGUUUACACAAAUUUUUGUUUGUAUUCAUGUUAAACCUCAAAUAAAUGCUUCCUUAUGUGAUUGUUUUUCUGCGUCAGGUACUACAUAGUUCUGUGGAAAUGUAAAUUUAUAAAGAAGCAAUAAUUAAGGCACAGCUUGUUUUAUAGGGGGAUAUUGGCCCACAGGAAGAGAUUGGUCCUAGUUAGUGUCCCCUUGUUCCUGGUUUCUGUAGAGGUGUUCUGUGAUUAUAGUCUAAGGCUUCAUUUCUCUGUUAAAUGAGAUUCCAUACCUUUGGAUGUUUUCCCCGGGGUAUCUGGAGACUGACACUACAGUCUAUGUGAUUGACGCCGUCUAGUGGGAGCUGUGCUUUCAGACUGUUUCUAAGGGAAGCACCUUGCUGGGCUAGGACUGCCUCGCUGGCACAGUGCUGUUUUGAGCUGAGCAUCCAUACAGCCCUGGUUUCUCUCACCAUAAAAGCCUGUUAGCACAAAGCUUGUUAAAUGGCUAUCUUUGCUUUGUUCUUAUCUGACAAAUCGUGUAUGAUAAUAGUUGGCUCUGGCUUUAAGAGUUAAUGGCUUUUUUGCUAGAAAAAGCUUUAGCUGAUCACCAUAGUUCUUGGGAUUUUAGUACUAUAGAUAAAUAAAUGCAAGGGAAGGAUGCUGUCACACUGGUAGUAGGGGCCUCGUCAGAUGUAUGGGAUUGUCCUGAGGUUUGGAUGCAGUGGAAAGCUAACACUGGUGCAUCCAUCCCACCAUAGUGCAUAAGUAGAUUUAAGCAGUUCUGUGUUGAGGCAGAGGAAAGGGGCAGUGGAAAAGAUGAGUCAUGGUCUAUUUUCUGGGGCAUUACAAACUUAAGGUUUUAAGGUAAUACAAGCUUUGAGUUUUUCAUUGAAUGCUUGGACUUAAAAGGGGUUUCCAUGGUUCCACAGACGCUUCUAGUUUUGGGAUUUGUUCAAGUUUAGAGUACUUGGUCUUAGAAGACCAGUGUAAGCUUUUUAUACUGAUGACCUUUUUUAAAAUGCCUACAACAACUUUGUUCUGAUAUUUGUACUUGCUAGGCUAUCAAGUUAAAAUGCACUGGCCUUGUUUUAUUAUGGCCAAGUACCAGUGUUGGGCUAUUAAAAAGAAUCAUUGCAACCAAGACAAUAUAAGGGAGAGCACAUUAUGUUAAUAGGUACAGUGCCAGAAUAAGAAAUACCUGUGAGUUCAAACUUACAAUUAGGUGACAAGUUGACAUUGAGAUUGUCAUUUUUCCCUGAUCAAAAUAAAGUCUUUUUAAAAUAAAA
Messenger RNA from Microtus ochrogaster (prairie vole), 3838 nucleotides. RefSeq names its product heterogeneous nuclear ribonucleoprotein D like (gene Hnrnpdl). NCBI's taxonomy places the organism in Eukaryota, Metazoa, Chordata, Mammalia, Rodentia, Cricetidae. Gene Ontology annotation, cellular component: chromatin; nucleoplasm. The record is from RefSeq and is a predicted model, not a curated record. The coding region runs from base 144 to 1238 and encodes 364 amino acids. The transcript is spliced from 6 exons. Gene Ontology annotation, molecular function: poly(A) binding; poly(G) binding. Gene Ontology annotation, biological process: regulation of gene expression.